AUGUCUCGGGAGGGUUGCACUGACAAACAGGAGCUUGCUGGUGAAUUUAGCAGUGAAAAGGGCCAUGCAUUUGUUGAACAACUCCACAAAGUCCAGUGUAUGCUGCAGGAUGUGGGCUCCAACAUCGCGACGCCUCUCUCCUCAGCCAGGGCGGCUCACUUAAAACGAACAUCUUUUAGUGAGAAGCCAGUUCUGGAGCUGGAGCAGUGGAUUGACAGUUACUCAGAGCAGCUUCCUCCGCUCAGAGCUUUCAUCUUGCCAUCAGGAGGUAAAAGCAGCGCUGCUCUCCAUUUUUCCCGAGCUGUCUGCCGCAGAGCUGAAAGGUGCGUGGUUCCUUUAGUACAAGCAGGGGAAGCAGAUCCAAACGUGGCCAAAUAUUUAAACAGACUGAGCGACUACCUCUUCGUUUUGGCACGUUACGCUGCAAUGAAGGAAGGGAAGGAAGAGAAAAUAUAUAUAAAGCCUGAAGCGUGA
Messenger RNA from Charadrius vociferus (killdeer), 474 nucleotides. RefSeq names its product methylmalonic aciduria (cobalamin deficiency) cblB type (gene MMAB). The record is from RefSeq and is a predicted model, not a curated record. NCBI's taxonomy places the organism in Eukaryota, Metazoa, Chordata, Aves, Charadriiformes, Charadriidae. The coding region runs from base 1 to 474 and encodes 157 amino acids. Gene Ontology annotation, molecular function: corrinoid adenosyltransferase activity. The transcript is spliced from 7 exons.